AUGGGGACAUCAUGGCAUAAUGUGAAUGGGAAGAUUUGGAUUUUUGUGGAUGCAGAAAUUCAAGUAGAAAUAAUGAGAGAUACAGAACAACUGUUAUCCUGUAGAUUCACUCAUUUGGGUGAUGGGCAAGAGUUGGUGCUUACAGUUGUUUAUGCGAGUACUGAUAGAACUGGGAGAAUAGCUCUAUGGGAGGAUCUAUAUGACAUGUCUUCACACAUCACCAUCCCAUGGCUUGUGGGUGGGGAUUUUAAUGUCAUUACAGAUGACAUUGAGAAAUUUGGGGGUCUUCCUGUACAGUUUGCAGAAACAGAGGAUUUUAGACAAUGUAUAGACAUUUGUCAACUGAUGGAUCUUGGUUUUACUGGAAGUAUGUUCACAUGGUGGAAUGGGAGAUCGGAUGAGGCUUGUAUAUUUAAAAGACUGGACAGAUGUUUGGGAAAUCAGGCUCUGCAGAAUUGUUUUCCUAAUUUGGAGGUAGAGCAUCUCAUUAAACAAGGUUCUGACCACUCACCCUUGCUGGUAAAUAUGAGAGCAGAUAGUAGACCAAUUAGGAAAUCUUUCAGGUUUCUUAAUUUUUGGGUGGAGCAUGAAUCUUUUCUAGAUGUAAUCAAAGAAAAUUGGGUGGAAUCUUAUGGCUCAAACCCCUUCUUUAACUUCCAUAAUAAGUUAAAAAAGGUGGGAAGAGCUCUCUCUAAGUGGAGUAGGGACACUUAUGGUGAUAUCUUCAAGCAAAUUGCAACUCUGGAGGAAGUGGUACAGGUGCAUGAGCAAGAAUUUGAACAGAAUCCUACAGGGCUUAACAGGGAAAGGCUACAAAGGGUACAAGCUGAUCUGAUAAGGUUUUAUGCUAUUGAAGAAAAAUUUUGGAGACAAAAAGCAGGGAUGUUGUGGUUUCAGGAUGGAGAUAGGAACACAAAAUUCUUUCAUGCUCAUCAAUCAGGAUUUGUUAAAGGCAGGAGUAUUGUAGAAAACAUUCUGUUGGCUCAGGAAAUUGUACAUGAUAUUAGGAUUAGAGGAAAGCCUGCAAAUGUUGUCAUUAAGCUUGACAUGGAAAAGGCUUAUGACAGAUCUAUGAGAUUAGUGAUGAAGACUUUGAGUAAUUAUGAGAAGGUGAGUGGUCAGAAGAUCAACAAGCAGAAAAGUGCUGUUUAUAUGCAUCAUUUGACAUCUCAUAACAUUAAGGAGCUGGUAUUUUCUGUCACCCAGAUUCCUAAAAAGGAUUUUCCAUUCACAUAUUUGGGUGUACCAAUCUACUAUGGGAGAAGAAGGAACAUUCACUACAAGGAGAUAAUAGAAAAGAUUCAGAAUAGACUGAGUUCAUGGACUGGUAAGCUGUUAUCUAUUGGAGGAAGGACAACACUGAUUAAACAUGUUUUACAGAGCAUGCCUAUACACCUACUAUCCGCUUGUGACCCUCCUAGUGCUAUACUUGCUCAGAUUCAUAGAUUGUUUGCUAAGUUCUUUUGGAGCAACUCUGUGGGAAAUUCAAUAUAUCCAAUUAAUACAAUUAAGCCUCCUGCAGCUUUCGGAAAACAAAGUGUUUCUCAGGCUAGUGUAGCUUUCCUUGAAGUUCACGUGUCUCCUGUUCAUACAAAUGUCGGACUUACAUUGCAUGCUGGUGUGGUGAGUCUCUUACUAAUCAAUGAGACUCCUAGAUAUCUAAUAGGGAGAUCUCCUCUAGCAAAUUCCAGUAUACCCACAAUUUCCAGCUGCACCAAUGGAUCAACUCCUCUAAAAAAGACUGAGCUCUUCCCCUCAUUUGCUAUUAGUCAUGAGGAUGCUGAGAACUUCCUGGAGCAGACAUAUAGAAGUUGA
Molecule: messenger RNA, 1815 nt
Organism: Lycium barbarum (goji berry)
Lineage: Eukaryota; Viridiplantae; Streptophyta; Magnoliopsida; Solanales; Solanaceae
Exons: 5
Coding region: 1-1815 (604 amino acids)
Source: RefSeq, a predicted model, not a curated record